Messenger RNA from Pan troglodytes (chimpanzee), 1289 nucleotides. It is a transcript of the gene TNFRSF10C, whose product is annotated as TNF receptor superfamily member 10c. Gene Ontology annotation, molecular function: TRAIL binding. Bases 249 to 1148 code for a protein of 299 amino acids. The transcript has 5 exons. The record is from RefSeq and is a predicted model, not a curated record. Gene Ontology annotation, cellular component: cell surface; plasma membrane. Gene Ontology annotation, biological process: positive regulation of apoptotic process; TRAIL-activated apoptotic signaling pathway. NCBI's taxonomy places the organism in Eukaryota, Metazoa, Chordata, Mammalia, Primates, Hominidae.
ACCCACCACCACAACCCAGGCCUUCCUGGAGGUGCUAGGGGAGGCCAUGCCCCUUUUCUGAGUGCUUGGAAGUGACUGUUGCAAGUGACAAGUGACCGCUGCAAGUGACAAGUGACCACGCCUUUUUCCCCGCGGGUAUAAAUUCAGAGGCGCUGCGCUCCGAUUCUGGCAGUGCAGCUGUGGGAACCUCUCCACGCGCACGAACUCAGCCAACGAUUUCUGAUAGAUUUUUGGGAGUUUGACCAGAGAUGCAAGGGGUGAAGGAGCGCUUCCUACCGCUAGGGAACUCUGGGGACAGAGCGCCCCGGCCGCCUGAUGGCCGGGGCAGGGUGCGACCCAGGACCCAGGACGGCGUCGGGAACCAUACCGUGGCCCGGAUCCCCAACACCCUAAAGUUCGUCGUCGUCAUCGUCGUGGUCCUGCUGCCAGUCCUAGCUUACUCUGCCACCACUGCCCGGCAGGAACAAGUUCCCCAGCAGACAGUGGCCCCACAGCAACAGAGGCACAGCUUCGAGGGGGAGGAGUGUCCAGCAGGAUCUCAUAGAUCAGAACAUACUGGAGCCUGUAACCCGUGCACAGAGGGUGUGGAUUACACCAACGCUUCCAACAAUGAACCUUCUUGCUUCCCAUGUACAGUUUGUAAAUCAGAUCAAAAACAUAAAAGUUCCUGCACCAUGACCAGAGACACAGUGUGUCAGUGUAAAGAAGGCACCUUCCGGAAUGAAAACUCCCCAGAGAUGUGCCGGAAGUGUAGCAGGUGCCCUAGUGGGGAAGUCCAAGUCAGUAAUUGUACGUCCUGGGAUGAUAUCCAGUGUGUUGAAGAAUUUGGUGCCAGUGCCACUGUGGAAACCCCAGCUGCUGAAGAGACAAUGAACACCAGCCCGGGGACUCCUGCCCCAGCUGCUGAAGAGACAAUGAACACCAGCCCGGGGACUCCUGCCCCAGCUGCUGAAGAGACAAUGAACACCAGCCCGGGGACUCCUGCCCCAGCUGCUGAAGAGACAAUGACCACCAGCCCGGGGACUCCUGCCCCAGCUGCUGAAGAGAAAAUGACCACCAGCCCGGGGACUCCUGCCUCUUCUCAUUACCUCUCAUGCACUAUCGUAGGGAUCAUAGUUCUAAUUGUGCUUCUGAUUGUGUUUGUUUGAAAGACUUCACUGUGGAAGAAAUUCCUUCCUUACCUGAAAGGUUCAGGUAGGCGCUGGCUGAGGGCGGGGGCACUGGACACUCUCUGCCCUGCCUCCCUCUGCUGUGUUCCCACAGACAGAAACGCCUGCCCCUGCCCCAAG